AAACUACACAGAAUUGAUACAACAUAUAAAGAUGUAUAGAAUAUCCAAAGUAAAGUAUAUAUUAUAUAUAUAUAUAUUAUAGUAUAUAUUAGCGGACUAAACGAAUCUUCACUUAAAUUCUUUUUUAAUUAUGUUCAUAAAAAUAUAAAUUUGCAUAUUUGCAGUCUAGUCGUAACUUUGCACAUUUUAUUUUAUUUUUAAUUUUAUAUAUUGUACGUAAAUUCUAUAUACUUCUACUCUUUAAUAAACGCAUAACAUCCGGUAGUCUAAUUAUAGAUAAAAUAAUCGAACGAUCGGCAACUUUUCUCAUUGCUCCUUUGGUAAAUCACGAUUUCUUCUAACGCCAUCUGACGUUGCAUUUCGUAAAUAUCUAGUGUCAAGUCGAAAAACGUUUAUUAUAUGGAAGAAUUCGAAAAUUUAAACGGGCAAGUUUAGUAAGUCGGAAUGCGUUAAAAGUGUCAAGACUCUCGUGCAAAUCCCGAAGACGUGAUCACCGCAGGAAAAUACGUAUUUCGUUGUUUUGAAGAUCAUAUAUCAUUUACCGGAUUCCGGCGGGAGAUACAAUCGUGAAACCAAGGCACUUUUGAAUAUCGUAUCGUUCUCUAUUAAUCACUUGAGAACGAUCAGGAAUCACAGAUCCGUGGGUUUUUUUCUUAGAGAAAUAUCGCGUUAGAUCGAGAACAGAUAUUUGUAACAUGGCGACUCAGAAUAGGAAUGCACUUUGCAAGUCGUGAAUCUAGACCCUUUGCUAAGAAUUCGAAAAAUAGAAGUGUUCAAUAUUUAAACGUCACAACGGCCGAUCAAAAGUACUAUCUACUGUUGAAAUUAAAUAAUAAUAAAUGAGAUACAAUAAGAGAAACGAGUUCAGGGAAUUUAUUGAAGGUCGUAGAGAAAUGAGAUAUAUUAAAAUAUAAGAUACAUGGUUUAUAUUUAAAGUGUUCUCCUGGAAUUUAUGUUAUUUGUUCGACUAUUAAUCAGACAGUUAACAUUUUGCAUUAAUUUAACUUAUUUCUUUACAAAUUAUAUUUAAAAUGUUUAGAUAUAUGCUAUAUAUCCAAUGAAAAAAUACGACAGGAAAAGGUUGAAUUUGUGAAUGAUAAAUGUGUAGCUAUAUUUUUUUGUUAAUGAAUUUUAUUUUCAAAUCGAAAUUUAUUACAAAUUUAUGUAAAUAAUACUCACAUAUUUAGUGCAUUAUAUAGUAUAAUACUUGCCUUGUUAAGAAGUACAAAAGUUCCUCUAGAUUUAAGUACUAUAUUUUGUAGCAUUUUAUAUAUUUAUUUUGACUAUGUAUCAUACUGUGUAUCCACCACAAAUAAUGGUGCAGAUAAUGGGUGGCCAACAGGCAAAUGGACAGUGUCCACCAAUUCAACCACAUACAAUGCACAUUCAUGGUGCAAGUGCAUUCCAUCAAGCAGAAUAUGUAAAAUAUCACACAGAUGCUUGCUCUCAGAACAGACAUAUGAUUCAAACAGGAUCUUAUCCAUUGGAGCUAUUGAUGGGGGUUGAGAUACCAUCUUUAAGGCAUGUGGAGUAUAUGCAGUCAAAUAAUGGCACACAACGAGGACACUGGCAGAGACAUGUAAAUACAUCCAACAACACAUCUCUUAUACCUUCUCCACAUUUUACUUUUAGACCAAACAAUAACGGUUUGGCAAAUAAAAAAUCAAACUGGUAUAAUAAAUUGAGUAAAAGAACUUCUUUCCGAGAGUCUUUCGUAAAUAACGAAAAAUACGGCAGUGAUAGCGGCUUCAGUUCACGAUCUCCCACACCGAAUAAACAUCACAUCGAUAGCAGUCGAACAGAGAGCUCGGAUGAACGAGAUUCUGUAAUUUCUUCGGUAGAACAAAGUAUGAAGAAAUUAUUCUCUUACAGAAAAUCACACAAGAUGCUUCCAAGUAGCGUUACAAACAACAGAGUAGUGCAAUAUGGUAUAAUUUCAAAUAGUCCUAUGCACCAAUAUUAUCAGAGUCAAAGAUCUAUUAAUUGCUAUCCCGCUACUAUGUCAACAUCUAGGAGUCAAGUACAAACGUAUCAGAAUAAAAGAAGGUAUCAUUCAGGAAGGAACAGUCCACCUCCUCAAAGAUCACCUAGAAAUAAAAGAUACAUGGGAUUCUUAUCACCCAAUUAUCAUGUGUUUCCUAGAUACGGAAUUGCUCCAGAUCGAUUUUUAGCUAGAUCACAUUUGGUUGAAGUAACCCGUACACCGGACGAUUUACUUAUUGGAUCGGUUUGGGAUAGACUUUCGAAAGAAAUUUGGUCAAAAUUUAUGUUAAAUCAACAGACUGAGAUUGUUUAUAGGAACAAGAUGAUGCUUUGGAGAUAUCUUUAUGUUUAUAUUAAGACUGCUUUUCCAAAAUAUGGUUUAUUCUUGGUUGGCUCUACGAUGAAUGGUUUUGGGUCUGAUAAUAGUGAUGUUGACAUGUGCCUUUUAGUGAGGCAUACAGAAAUGGAUCAAAGGAAUGAGGCUAUUGGGCAUUUAGAACAAAUAUUAAAAUGCCUCAAGAGAUGUGAUUUUAUAGAACAAUUAGAACUUAUACAAGCAAAGGUGCCAAUUCUAAAGUUCUACGAUUCAAUACAAAAUUUAGAAGUUGAUUUAAAUUGUAAUAAUGCUGUUGGCAUUCGGAAUACUCAUCUUCUUUACUGUUAUUCUCGGAUUGAUUGGAGGGUGAGACCAUUAGUACUUGUGGUUAAACUUUGGGCUCAAUCUCAGAAUAUCAACGAUGCCAAGAACAUGACAAUAUCCAGUUAUUCCUUAGUUCUUAUGGUCAUUCAUUUUUUGCAGUGUGGUGUUAAUCCACCAGUUUUACCAUGUUUACAUUCACUUUAUAAGGGCAAAUUCGCACCACAUACAGACAUUCAUUGCAUAGAUAUCCAAGAAGAAUUGAACAUUCCAAUUUCCAUACUUCGGCCUAAGAAUCGACAAACUUUAGGGGAAUUGUUUGUGGAAUUUUUUCGAUAUUACGUCAUGUUCGAUUUCAAUCAGUAUGCGAUAUCAGUUCGGCUGGCAAAUAAAAUAGCAAUAGAAGAAUGUCGAAGGGCACGAUCUUAUAAAAAUGACCCUCAUCAAUGGAAGUAUCUAUGUAUCGAAGAACCAUUCGAUCUAACUAACACUGCUAGAUCAGUUUAUGAUCCGGAUGUUUUUGCAAGGAUUAAACAUGUCUUUGAUUGUACAUACCAAAACUUAAAAGAGCAUCAUGACCUAGCCAGGAUAUUCAUCAAGGUGGAUUCUACUUCACCCUAUAUCGUGACGUAAUCACGUUUGUGCAGGCUGGUACAAAAAUACUCACAUUAUCUAGCAUAAUUUUAUAUUUGAAAAACGGUUUAUUUUUGCAAUUGGCCUCUUUCGAUAUAAUUCGAGGCAAUUCGACUGAUACCACUUGAGAUAAAAAAGUACAAUGAGGUAAUUUUACACUUACCUAGAGCUAAUAUGCUCGUAUCUUGUGAUAAUAGCCUGCGCUUUUGUGCAACGGCUCAUCUGUUGCGUUUAUAAGCUCGAGUUUUUCUCUCGUCUUGUUUCGUUUCUGUUUUAUUUGCUUUUUUAUAAACAUAUAAAACCACUCACAGAGAGCUCUAAUACGAUAAAAAUAGAACAUUCAUAAACUUUCUUUAAACAUUUAAUAUGAAAAUGUAGUAGCAUUCGUAACUCGAUAAAAAAUGACACUAAAUCAAAUCGAAUAUUCGAUAGUAGUAAUUGUAUGUAUAUGAAUGAAACACUUUUUUUUGUACAAAAACAUUAUUAUCGUUUUCAGAAUCUUUUCAAGUUCACUUCGGUUCGUAUGCUUUUUUAUAUAUAAAGUUUUUUUUCCCUUUUUCAAAAUUCUCAAAUACGAAAAUACGGUGCCUUACAUUUAUAGGCUACUAUAAUUUAUUCGAUACGUAGCCUCCCAUUGAUCUAAAAAGUAUGAUGCAAAGGUCUUAAUUGCCCUUGAAAAUUACUUCUAGUAAAAAUCAAAAUGGGUUCAAUGCAAUGUAAAAAAUGAAAGAAAAAAGCAUAUAUUUAAAAUUAGAAGAAUGACAUGUCAUCGAAUUUUCUUUCGACUAUAUAAAAUAUUUAUAUGCAAGAUGAAAAGUACUUAUUCUUAAUUUAAUAAACAUAGAGAACUUAAAUUUACACAUAAAAAAGCAUUUAAAAAAAUAUCUCCUUGAGAUAAUGAAAAAAAAAUUAAAAAGCAGAAAAGAUAAAAAAUUGUUGUUCGAGAAAAAGAAAAAAUUAAAAAAAUAUAAAAAUAAAAAAAAAGAUGUUAACUAGAUGUACAUCAAUAUUGUCAACAAUAACAGCAAAAGAUUAGUUAAAAUCAAUUGGUCAUCUUACUAACAUAGUGAUGAUUAAAUUCCGAUUAUUUAUAUCAUGUGCCAAACAAAUAAAUUAUUUUCGUCUUUACUUCGUGAUUCACGCAUUCUACCCGAUAUGUACUUCUUAAAGAAAAAAUAUUCUCUAUGAAUAAUUAUAUAUUAAAAAAAUUUACAAGUAGACUGAACAUCACUAGUAUAUUAUAUAUUAUUAUAUUUGCAAUAGCGUUUCUUCUAAGGUGAAUCAAUCAUCAAAGUUCCUAUUUUCAAUUUAAAAAAAAAUAAAAAAUCUUUUAUUCCAGUUCUAGUCUAAUUUUGACUAGUCUUUCAUAUGAAAAAUAACAUAUUAGAUAUUUAACAUAAUGUAUAAUAAAAACAUAAGGCUGUGUUAACAGUAUGAAAUCUGUGAAAUGCUGUGUACAAUCUUUGGGCCUGUGCAAAUUGAAAUAUGUUAUUUAUAAAUCAAAUAUUAAAAUUAACGAUUUGUUAAAGAAAAAAGUCAUUAUUUUUAUCAAAAUUUCCUUUUGUAUGUACUGAACGAUUUAGUCAAAUUUUCGAAUGAUUAGCGUAAACAAUGUAUGUCAUAUGUAUAUUGGCAGGCCUAAUAUAUUUUUCUAAUUAAUUUACUUAUUUUUGUAACUGAUAUAAAAUGAAAACUAAAUAGUGUUAAGUAUCUUCUUUCGCUCAACUGGAAACUCAUAAUCUCGUUUAUUGUCAAUUCUACGCACAUGUUAUACAAAAUUUUAAGGCGAUAAUAUCAAAUUUUUGUAAUUUAGAUUUUGUUGUUAAAUAAAAACUAUUUAUAUACACAUAGAAUGUGACCAUUAAUUAAUCAUAUUAUUAUAAAAUUUUAUCGAAAGAUUAACUUUAAUCGAAAAGUGGUAUACAACAUGUGAUACUUUAUAGGUUAGAAACGAACGAAAUAAAUUUGUUUCUUUUCAAAUUAAAUUUAUUCAUUUUCUUAAGAUUUCACAAUGAAUUUCCAUACUAUAUUCUGCAGUUAGCGGUGCGCUGUUGGUCGGAAAGAAGAAAAGAAAACAAUUUUGUGUCAUAUAAUGUGUUGUCUUGCUUUUUUUCUCUCAUUUUUAAUUUGUUAUAUGAGUCAAUUAUCAAAUUCAUUACCGCGAGAAGCCAGUAUAAACAGAAAAUAGAGAAAAAAGAAAAAUAAAAUAGCAGGGGGUAUAUGAAGGUAAGAAAAGAACAAAAAAGAAGAAAGUAUCUAAAUUAAAAGAAUUAGCAGAUAGAACGAUGCUUUAGUCAGUACAUUAGAACUAAUAAAAUACUUUGAACACUAAAUGGACUACUUUAUACCGUUAUAGAUAAGAAUAAUAUUCAAAAUCCAAGUAAUUUCUUGUUUUUUCCCAGUAUUCCUUUUCUCAAAACUGCAGUUGUCUGUAUCUGAAAGAUGCUGUUAAAGGAUUAUAAUGUUAAUGAUUGGAUUCAACAUUCCCAUUUUCUCCCGCUUUUUCUUUUUUUUUAGAGUACAUUGUCUUAAUUGUUUCAAUGUACAUUGUGAUUCGUCACCUUUUUAGUCAUUCAUCUGCAAGUCGUAUAAAAGAAAAAACACAAAUACUGAAUGAAAUUGUUUUUUUUCAUUCUUGCGCGCUCUCUCGACCCCUGCGGUAAAUAAAAUAUAUACAAUAUAUAUACCGGUCUAAGCAGAAAAGAUAGAAAUUAAUUAACAUGAUCAAAAAUUAAUAGGAUUCCUUAUCGGAUAGCGUAAUGUCAAUUAUCACGCCAAGCUUCUGAGAAAGGAUUCCUCCUUCACGAUGAUACUCAAGUGUCGGCCUCAUACUGUUUGACGACAAUUCGAUCGGCAACGUUUCAUCGAUGAUGGUAGUUUUUGUCGGUUAAAGGACAAGCCAAUGAUAAGGAUGGUCUUGUACUGUCAUUGUUUUCUUAUUAUUGACGUUGUCGCGUGUCCACGCGUUGCAAGAACCGUACUUUUUCUGUUGUAAUUUUCUUUCGCAGCUUACAAGAUAGUGAUCGAAAGAGGUCUAUAUGAACCAUCAAAAAACACGAUAUUUUCAGGGUCCUGUAAAAUCUCUAUAGGGGCAUAAUUCGUUUCUCUCUUUCUCUUUCCUUCCCUUGGCAGUAGUUGUUCAUCCUAUACCUUUUCUAA
Molecule: messenger RNA, 6412 nt
Organism: Bombus terrestris (buff-tailed bumblebee)
Lineage: Eukaryota; Metazoa; Arthropoda; Insecta; Hymenoptera; Apidae
Product: poly(A) RNA polymerase gld-2 homolog A
Exons: 11
Coding region: 1286-3253 (655 amino acids)
Cellular component (GO): cytosol
Molecular function (GO): poly(A) RNA polymerase activity
Source: RefSeq, a predicted model, not a curated record